AUGUCCAAAUUCGUGUUGCCUCAGGCGUUGAAGGAAUUGAGAUUCCACUUAUCCCAAACAGGAGAAGCUUCGGUGCCUUUAAGAAAGUUUUUGUCGGUGAACUAUGAAACUUUGAAGGUUCAAUCCAACUACAAAUUGCCUAUUUUGAUCAGAGAAAGCUACGGGGUCCCACCAAGUUUAACCGCCAGAUUCGAAAAAGGCAAGGAAGUCAAGAGUUCACUCGAAGGUUUAGACGAGAACGGCAUUGCUAAGACAUUACAGGACUUGUUGAAGAACUAACUUGGUUAAAUUACGAGAUAGAUUCAAGUCAUACGACCAUCUAGACUAUUAGUUAUAUUCCAAGACGAUGAGGUAAACCAGUUUCGCCGGUUGAAGGAGUGGUUGGAAGCUGGAAAGCAAAAUGGACAUUCUCAUGCUUGACUGUCUCAAAAGUUCUUACUAUUCUUCGGAAACAUCAUCUUGGCUUGUUCUUUGACAAGCCAGGUACAUCACGAUAACAACGUUCAACUAUUCAUGAUCUUUUCAUAAACACCACUUCUGCAUUUUGUUUCAUAGCCACAAUACAUUAAUUGAAU
Molecule: messenger RNA, 575 nt
Organism: Scheffersomyces stipitis CBS 6054
Lineage: Eukaryota; Fungi; Ascomycota; Pichiomycetes; Serinales; Debaryomycetaceae
Gene: NUO10
Exons: 1
Coding region: 1-279 (92 amino acids)
Source: RefSeq, a predicted model, not a curated record